AUGAAAAUCAUCGACAAAAUAUCAGCACAUGAUGGGCCUCACCCUUUCUAUUUCUUUGAGUUCUUUCCACCACGAACAGAUCAAGGAUUCGAGAACCUCCUUUCUCGGAUAUCCAGACUGUCAAAUUUGAGGCCUAUGGCAGUCAGCAUUACUUGGGGUGCCGGUGGAAGCACCAGAGAUCGUAGUCUGGACCUCGCUGGCUUGGCGCAAACAGAACACCAUAUUGACACCAUUCUUCACCUCACAUGUACAAAUAUGAUGCAAGGGAUGGUAGAUGAUGCCCUGGCAGCAGCAAAGAGUAGGAAGAUUGAAAACAUAUUGGCUUUGCGCGGCGAUCCACCAAGAGGGAAGGAGGAGUGGAUUCCCAUUGAUCCUCGUUUCCAACGCGGUGUUGAUCUUGUUUCCUACAUUCGUUCCUCGCCUCAAUUCUCAUCCCAAUUUUGCGUUGGCGUUGCCGCGUACCCCGAUCGACAUCCUGAUAGUCCUCAUAAUGAGGAUACUGAAAUGGAGUAUCUGAAAGCAAAAGUAGAUGCUGGCGUCGAUUUCAUUAUCACUCAGCUUUUCUACGAUGUAGACCAAUUCCUUCAGUGGGAGAAGAAAGUUAGGGCGAAAGGUAUCAGCGUCCCAAUCAUCCCUGGCAUCAUGCCGAUCCAAACUUAUUCAUCAUUCCUGCGGCUAAUCAAGCUUUGUGGCACAGAUGUGCCGUCGUUUAUCAUAUCGGAUCUGGAUCCCAUCAAGCAUGACGACCAACUCGUUAAAGAUUAUGGCGUCAAGCUAGCCGUCAAUAUGAUACGACGACUAACUUCUGAAGGAAAUGUUCCUGGCGUACACUUUAGCACCCUUAACCUUGAAAAGAGCGUACAGCGCGUCCUAGAGUCUUUGCAGUGGGCUGGUGCCGUGCCCUCAACUCACAAUAGAUUGAUUGAGCAAGACAUUCAUGAUGACGGUAGAUCUGUCACUCCAUCUUCAGCAAGCCGGGCGGCAAAAUAUGGAUUAGCUACCAUAUCCACCACCGACGGUGAGGCUGGUAGUGGAGAGCUGAACAAUGCCGCGACGUGGGAUGACUUCCCUAACGGUCGGUUCGGUGACUUCAAGAGUCCGGCAUAUGGCGACCAAGACCCGUAUGGAAACGUCGGAAAUAUAGUGAGUUACAAAACUACUUUUGGCCUUUGGAGGCACCCACGGACUAUAGAAGAUCUAACUGCAAUAUUCUUAGACCAUCUGCAUUCGAAGAUACCAACUACGCCAUUCUCUCCUACACCACUCUCUCCUGAAUCGCUGACGAUCCUUCCACAUUUAGAGAAACUUACAAACCGUGGUUGGUGGACGGUGGGAUCACAACCCGCCGUUGAUGGUGCGCCAUCGAGCGAUGAGGUAUUCGGAUGGGGUCCUCGUGCUGGGUUCGUAUUUCAGAAAGGAUUUGUGGAGUUCUUCUGCACUGAAGAUGAUCUGGACAUUAUCGAGAAGAAGGUCGCAGAUAACGGGAAGGGGUGGGUGCACUGGUUUGCUGGUAACUCGAAGGGGGACUAUCAAGGGAAUAUACCUGAUGAUGGGCGAAAUGCGGUAACUUGGGGUGUUUUCACGGGCCAAGAGAUCAUACAGACGACGAUUAUUGAACGUGAAUCAUUCCUUUCGUGGAAGGAUGAAGCCUUUUCGAUUUGGUCGGAAUGGGCUUCGCAUUACCGCCCGGGAUCUGAAGAGAGGUCCUUGCUGGAUUCGGUGAAAAAAGAAAGAUGGCUCGUCAGUAUCACCCAUCAUGACUAUAAGAACACGGAGGCCCUAUGGACAUUCUUAUCCGAUAUCGAAACAACGAGCACGUAA
Messenger RNA from Guyanagaster necrorhizus, 1821 nucleotides. RefSeq names its product methylenetetrahydrofolate reduct. The transcript has 11 exons. Lineage: Eukaryota; Fungi; Basidiomycota; Agaricomycetes; Agaricales; Physalacriaceae. Gene Ontology annotation, molecular function: methylenetetrahydrofolate reductase [NAD(P)H] activity; FAD binding. Gene Ontology annotation, biological process: tetrahydrofolate interconversion. Bases 1 to 1821 code for a protein of 606 amino acids. The record is from RefSeq and is a predicted model, not a curated record. Gene Ontology annotation, cellular component: cytosol.